UUUCUCUAACCGAUUUAACUUUAACCUCAAAAAAAAAGCUCAAUCGAAGUCAUAAGAAAAUUAUGGAUCCCCUUAAAACUCCAGUAAGAAAUCGUUUAAUAUCAUCAAAAGUAACGAUUCCAGCUUCGCCGUUAAUGAAAAACUUGGGAUAUGGAACGGGUGUAUCAGUUUACGAAUUAAACAGAGCAUCUCCAUCGAAUAAAACUCAUUCUCCAUGGGCAAUAAAGAAAGUUUCAAAUCAUAAUCGUAACAAAAAUGUACUCAUGAAACGUUUAUGUGAUGAAGCGUCCGUUUUAAAACAAUUAAAACAUCCCAAUAUUGUUGGGUUUAGAGCUUUUACUACUGAUACUAGUGGAAUAACUUGUUUAGCUAUGGAAGCUUGUUCAGCUUCCUUAGGGGACUUAAUCGAGACAAGAUACGAAAAUGGUCAACCUGCUUUUGAACCGGAUUGCAUCUUAAAAGUUGCGAUUGAUGUUGCUGAUGCAUUAAAUUAUCUUCAUAAUGAUGCUAAAAUUGUUCAUUGUGAUAUCAAAUCAUAUAACAUUCUUGUAAAGGGAGAUUUUGAAGUUUGUAAGCUUUGUGAUUUUGGUGUGACUUUGCCUUUAAAUCCUGAUGGAACUGUUGAUAAGAAAACGUUUGAAGAUAAUAAUAGUCCUGGAACUUUACCUUGGAUGGCACCAGAAACAUUAACAAACGAUAUUGUUAGUGAUAAAAGUGAUAUUUAUUCUUAUGGAAUAGUAAUUUGGGAAAUGUUGGCUUUGGUUCCUCCACCAUUACAAGAAGAGGAUUAUUCUCUUUUAGACGAUUCAGAAAUGAGUCUUGAUGACAGCGACUGUUUAAAUAUAAGAAAAAUUGGAAGCAGACCUCAACUACCCCCACAGGAAUUUGGAAAAGAAUACAAUCAUGUUUUAGAGUUGUUUCAUUGUUGUACAGAAGAGGAUCCCAGUUUACGACCAAAAGCAAGUGAUCUUGUUUUGAUAGUGAAGAGAAUGAAUGAGUGUCUUAAAGAUUAAAAGGAAAAUUUAUUUUAAAGUUUUAUUUUAAUUUAAAAGUAUAAUAAGUAAGAUUAGUAUAAUUAUAAUCGAGGAUAUGAUUAAAAUUAUUUUUAUCUGAAAAUAAAAAAGUAGAUUAGAAAGUGAUUUAA
Messenger RNA from Onthophagus taurus, 1144 nucleotides. Its product is annotated as lymphokine-activated killer T-cell-originated protein kinase homolog. Gene Ontology annotation, cellular component: cytoplasm. Lineage: Eukaryota; Metazoa; Arthropoda; Insecta; Coleoptera; Scarabaeidae. Gene Ontology annotation, molecular function: protein kinase activity; ATP binding. Gene Ontology annotation, biological process: protein phosphorylation; signal transduction. The record is from RefSeq and is a predicted model, not a curated record.